Messenger RNA from Colletotrichum phormii, 904 nucleotides. Its product is annotated as ChaC-like protein-domain-containing protein. Gene Ontology annotation, biological process: glutathione catabolic process. The transcript is spliced from 5 exons. Gene Ontology annotation, molecular function: gamma-glutamylcyclotransferase activity; glutathione specific gamma-glutamylcyclotransferase activity. Lineage: Eukaryota; Fungi; Ascomycota; Sordariomycetes; Glomerellales; Glomerellaceae. The coding region runs from base 97 to 807 and encodes 236 amino acids. Gene Ontology annotation, cellular component: cytoplasm. The record is from RefSeq and is a predicted model, not a curated record.
CGGCAACAACUGGGCUGUCAUUUAUCAUAUCCCGCCUCUUCGCCUCCCUCGCGUGACACAUCGUCUCAGACAGACUAGAAAUCUACGACAGCCGGCAUGACCGACACCAACCUCUCCACCAACGGCAGCGGCGAGUUCUGGCUGUAUGGUUAUGGGAGUCUGAUAUGGAAGCCUCCGCCGCACUUCGAUAGAAGAAUCCCUGGUUGGGUGACGGGAUACGUACGUCGCUUCUGGCAGGCAAGUCAAGACCACAGAGGCACACCUGAGGCUCCCGGUCGUGUCGUCACGCUCAUUGAGCGUUCGUUCUGGGAGCAGCUGACCGACCACCACGACUCAGCACCUGAACGCGUCUGGGGUGUCGCCUACCGUAUCAAGGCAGACAAGGUCGCUGAGGUCAAGGACUACCUUGAUAUCCGCGAGAUCAACGGCUACACGAUCCAUUACGCCCCUUUCUACCCAGCUGACGGUUCCGAGCCAAUUCGCACACUUGUGUACAUUGGCACCCCGGACAAUGACCAGUUUGUCGGCCCGCAGGACCCUCAGGCCCUCGCCGCCCACAUCCGCAAGAGCCGCGGCCCGAGUGGGCUGAACAUCGACUAUCUUCUUGGCCUCGAGGAAGCUCUUGACGGACUGAGCCCGAAGAGCGGCGACGUUCACAUCACCGACCUCUCCAACCGAGUACGGGCCAUCAUCGCCGCCGAAGAAACAUCGCACGAUGCUACGAAACCACCGUUGUCAGCUGUCGGCGGUACCUUCAAGCAAGGAACCAGUGUCAAGGAACAGGAGGAGACUGAAAAGACAGACUGAAGAGUUUUCUACACAUUCUUUCGCCUCUUUUUCUUUUUUCUUAAAACCAAGACCCCUGCCCACACACACACCCCCUUUUUUUACUCUUCCCCUUAAC